Closterium sp. NIES-65 is the source of this 4401-nucleotide messenger RNA. The record is from the annotation of a GenBank genome assembly. NCBI's taxonomy places the organism in Eukaryota, Viridiplantae, Streptophyta, Zygnematophyceae, Desmidiales, Closteriaceae.
AUGAAGGUCGAGGCAUCUGAAGAGAAGCAGCAGACCGAUUUGACUGAGAAGCAUCAUGACACGAUAUCACAGCAGCCUGAAGCAUCGGAGAAGCACGAUCAGGAUCAGGGCUCUGGAGCACCUGAGGAGCCUGAGCAAAACCCUGAAGCAUCUGGAAACCCUGUUCAGAAGUCUGAAGCGCCUGAGAAGCCUGAUCAAGACCCAGGAGCACCUGUGAAACAUGAUCAUGAUCUUGAUCUAAACUGGCCUAUUCAGCAGCCUGACGCGCCUGCGAAGCCCAAGCUCGAAGCAGCUGAACCUACUGUCGUGGCCGAUCCGCCUGCUCAACAUCCUGAUGCAGCUGAAAUGUCUAAUCAACGGACGGAUCCCAUCUACAAGCGUACCGUCGACAAGCCCUCUGAUCAACCUGCCACGGCUGGUGAUCACCCCGAGGUUGUUAUGGCGAAGUCUGACGCACUCCAUGCUACCUCGCAGCCCCCUGAUGCAGCUGAUAAGCAUUCUCAGCAGACGGAAGCUGCUGUUGAAUCCACUUCUGAGCAGAUUACUACGCAUGCCGACAAGCCUACGGAGCAGUCUGACGCACCCCAUCCGACCUCGCAGCCGCCUGAUGCAACUGCGAUUCAGUCUCAGCAGACGGAAGCUGAUGUUGAACUAUUUCAGCAUGUGAAUGUUCAGCAGACUGCUGAGGAGGCCGACAAGCCCACUGAGCAGACUGCAGCACCCAAUGCGUCUGCUCAGCCUCCUGAUGCAGCUCGAAAUCAUUCGCAGGAAACGGAAGCUGAUGUUGAACCCUCUCAGCAUGUGAAUGCUGAGCAGACUGCUGAGGAGGCCGACGAGCCUACUGAACAGACUGAAGCACCCAAUGCGUCCUCUCAGUCUCCUGAUGCAACUGCUAAACACACUCAGCAGAUGGAAGUUGAUGGUGAACCCACUCAGCAUGUGGAUGCUGAGCAGAGUACUGAGCAUGCCAAGCCUACUGAGCAGUCUGACGCACCGGACCAGCCCGCUGGGCCUGGCGAGGCUGUUGACACGCUUGUGGAGCAGCCGUUAGCAGCUGAGCUUGCUGAGGAACCUGCUGAGAAGCCUUUGGCAGCUGAGCAUACACAGGAGACUGAUGGGGGUGUCGCACCACACACGUCCGUUCCGCAGACUGAUGCGCCUGAGAAGCCCACCCAGCUGCCUACACAACAGCCGUCUGAACAGCCGACUCAACAGCAGCCUGCGACAGCUGAGCCUCAGCCUGAUGCGACGCCAUCAAAACGAAGGCGAGGCACGGCUGCUCGCGCAGCCCCUGCCACGCCUGUUGUCGCACCGGUGCAAGGGGACAGAGUGGUGGGUGCAGUCGAGGGGCUGUUGCCUGGAGCGCUGCUCACACCUGGCGGGAGGAGAAUGACUCGGUCCAUGUGGAGGGGGAAACGGAGGUGGAGAGUAAGGCGAAAGGGGCGGGAGGGGGAGUGGGGGGAGCGGGGGGGGGCGGGAGGUGAGGAGGGUGAAGGGGAAGGGAAGGGUUUGGUGCUGGAGAGGAUUAGUGAGUGGGAGGAGAGGAUAAUGGAGGUGGAAGAGGAGGAGCAGGAGGAGGAGGAGGUGCGUCGGGCUAAAGAGAGGGCCAAGGCAAAGGCUGAGGAGGAGAAAGCCAAGGGGAAGGGGAAAGAGAAGGCGAGAAGCCCGAAGGGUGGGCGGAGGGGAGGUGGGAGGGGUAAGCAGGGGAGGGAAAGUGAAGAGGAAGGGAGUGAGGCGGGAGGUGGAGGGGAGGAGGAAGGGAGAGGAGAUGAGGAUGGAGGUGGUGAAGGGGAGACGAGUAAGCGGAAGGGGAAUGAGGAGGGGAGGAAGGAGGGAGGGGUGGAGGAGAGGGUUGAGAGCGUGGGAAUAGAGAGGGAGGGGGGACGGCGAGAGGAGGGGCAGGUGAACGUAUAUGUGCGGAGGAGGAAAAGGGCAGGAGGCAUGGGCGAGGGGCAAGCGACACCAUCAGGAAGCAAUGUUGAUGCUGCCAUGUGCCACGAGACUAGCAGCAGUGCUAUGCGCCAAGAGGCUGGUUCAGGGGGAGGAGUGAAGGACGCGGAAGCAGAGGCAGGCGUGAGUGGUGGAGUGGCUGGGGAGAAAAAGGAGUUGGAGACUGGUGAGUCUGCUGGUGCUGCUGGUGCUGCUGAUGAUGAUGCUGCUGCUGAUGAUGAUGAUGCUGCUGGUGCUGGUACUGAAAAGAGUGUACAUGGCGAAAUGGAGUGUGACGAGCAGCUGGAGGAGGAGAGGAGAGAGGAGGUGGCUCCUGGGCAAAUGGGGAAGGUCAAUACUGAACAAGGGGCGGAGGUCGCUCCUGGGCAAGGGGAGAAAGUGGCUUCUGGGGAACCGGGGGAGGUGGCUCCUGGGGAAGGGGGUGAGUUGCCUCUUGAAGAAGGGGAUGGCGAAGGCAAUAGGAAUGCAGGGCAACAGGAGGGGCGUGGUGGGGUGCAAGCGGGGGGGAGGAAGGCGAAGGUUGCAGUUGGGGUGGAGGUGGAAAGGGAGAGGAGUGAGAAGGAGGCGAGGGAGGCUGAAGAGAUGGAGAAGGACGGGGCGAUGAGGGAGGAGCUGGAGAGGGAGAGGAGGGAGAAGGAGGCACGAGAAAAAGAAGCGAGCGAGAAAGAGGCAAGGGAAAAGGAGGAAGCGAUGAGGGAGGAGUUGGAGAAGGAGAGGCGGGAGAAGGAGGCGGCGGUGAGAGAGCUGCAGAGGAUGAGGGCGGAGAUGAAGUGGCAGAUGGAGCUGAUGCAGCAGCAGGUGGUGCGCGCCAGAAGGUAUUCGAGCUACAAGAACUCUGUGCGUGCUGCCAUGGCCAUGGCUGCUCACCUGCGGCAAACGGCUAGAUCCAAGGUUGCUCGAGCGAAAGCUCUGGCGGAAGCUCGAAGCAGAACCCGGGCAGGUGAAUUUCCCGCAGCUGGGGAACCUGGGGGCUCGGGCAGGAAGAAACGAUCACCCGGUAAGCAGAGGAAAGCAAUGGAAGCGUCGCAAGUUUCCAAGCAGAGAAGGGUUGGAGAGGAGAGGCAAGGCUGGGAUAUAGUGAUGGAUGAGGGAGAAGAGAAGGACAAGAGGGCGGAUGUGGCAAGGGGAAAGAAGAUUCAGGCGGAAGGGAGGAAGCAGAAGGAAGAUUAUUCUGAGGAGGAGGGGGAAGAGGAAGCAGAGGCUCAGUGGGAAGAAAAGCCGGAGUGGGAGGAGGGGGGAGGGGAUGAGGAACGUGAGGAGGGAGAGGAGGAGGGACCAGAGGAGGGAGAGGAGAGUGAGGAGGAGGGAAUCCCUUUGACGCGCAGUGUGCAGCGAGAGGCGUCGUUUAAAUCGUGGGUGAAAGCAGAUUCUAAGUCGUCUGGGGGUACUGCUGCUUACAGUGGAGGGGAGUUGAAAGGAAGUAUACAGGGGAUUGGGUGUGCAGGGCGGGGGGGCGAAGAGGAAGGGGAGGUGGAUCUGAGGCAGGUGAAUCUGGCUAGUGCUCUAGACCGGGCGUGGGAGCAGGAGCAGGGAGAGAAAGAGGAGGGGGAGGAGGAGGCAGGAGAGAAGAGGAGGACGAAGAAAGGGCGUGGGGGAGUUAAAGCUGGGGAGGAUAAGAGCGGGGGGGGUGAGUGGGCCGGGGAGCAAGGAGGCGAGGACGGGAGAACGGAAGAAAGGGAAGCUGGAGGAGAGGAGAGGGGAGAGAGCGAUAGUGGGAGUAGUUCAGAGGGAGGUGGGAGUGCGGCGAGCACGAGAGGAUCGUCGGAUUCGCCUGGAUCGGACGGUGGAGAGGGGUUUAGCUUUGAUGACGUGGUGACACGUGCUGGGAUAUUAGAGGAUGGAGGGGUGAAGCAUUUGGAUGGGGGGGCACGGGUGGAGGGAGAGAGUGACCAGGCGAGAUUGCGUGAGAAAGAUGGUGGUGGGGUGAAUGAGGGUUUAGAUGUGGGGAUUAAGGGGACUGCUGUUGGUGGAUUGGGAGAAGGAGGGGAGGAGAGGGGUGUGAAGGUGGAGGGAGGCGAUGAGAGAGAGGAGGGGGAGGUGGAUGAAGGGGAAGAGGGAGAAGAAGGAGAGGAGGCAGGUGAGUGGGAGGGAAGGAGGGGAGAUGUGGGAGAGGAGGGAGAAGAAGGAGAGGCUGGUGUGGGUGGAGAGGAGGUAGGUGUGGGAGAGAGGGGAAGAGAGGGGGAGAAAGCUAGCUGUAAGAGGGAGAAAGGGGCCGGUGUGGAGGGAAAGGCGCCUGAUGCUAGGAACGGGGAUGUUAUGACUGGGAUGAAGCGGAAGGGGGGAGGAGAUUUGGAGGAGGUGAAAGUGAAAGGGAGGAAAAGGAAGGCGGGGGAAAAGGGGAAUGCUGGUGAUGGGCAUGGGCAUGGGCAUGGGCAUGGGCAUGGGAAUGGUGUUUUUAGACUAGUGUGGAGGAGGAUUGGACGGAGGUGGAUGUUACAACGGGUGAUCUAG